UUUGCUGUGCCGUAUUCUUGUGAACAGAGAAGCUAUAAUCUGAUAGAACUUCCUAACGGAAUUCGUGGCUUUGUUAUAGCAGAUCCGUCAGAAGACUUGGCAUCUUGCUGCUUGACAGUGGCCACGGGACACCAUGCAAACCCCGAUGAUGUCCCUGGUUUGGCACAUUUGUGUGAGCACAUGAUCUCACUUAGCUCUAAAGACUUUCCCAAGAUUGAUGCAUACAGAAAUGCCGUGCACUAUGCAGGAGGAACUCGAAAUGCAUUGACAACCAAUGAAACUACAAGCUUUUACUUUAGUAUUCCCAUCACCGCCUCCUCAAAAAACCAGUCUGAUUUCGAGAACAUAUUGGAUAUUUUCACAUCUAACUUCAAGAAUCCCAACUUCGAAUCCAGCUACUCUAAUCGUGAGAUAUAUGCUGUGGAUAACGAGCACACGCUUAACAAAACUAAAAGGCACCGAUUAGCUUUUCAGGGGUAUAAGCUGUUGGCAAAUUCCAAGCACCCAUUCUCAAGGUUCUCGACUGGCAACUUUGAAUCAUUGACAAGUAGUACACAAAAUGGUAACACACAUUCACAGUUGAGCACUUUCUUUGCUUCUGAAUACACACCAGACAGGAUGGCAUUUGUCUUGAGAGGGCCUCAAUCUUUGAAUUAUUUGCAAAAGCUGGCACAUUCAAAGUUUGGCAAGAUAGGUGAGUCCAAAUUUAGUCACAGUCAUAUGCCUAAUGCAACAUCUCCGCUAAACGCAAAUGUAUGCGAACAAGUGUGGUCGAAAAGAUAUGAUUGUAAUGUCUACAAUAAGAUCAAUCUACAAAGAGCAGUUCUAAUAAACAAAGAUUUGGAUCCUCUUAUCCGUAUUGCAUUUCCUGUGUGCUUUAAAAAUUUGAAGAUGUUGACAAAAAAGCAGAUUAUGUUUUAUAUCAACUUUUGGUGUGAAACUUUUGGAUCUGAGGCAGAAGGUACUAUUGCUUCAGAGCUGUCUCGUAGAGAGCUAAUUAUCUCGAUUACAACAAAAACUAGUUCCAUUACGUAUGAUACGGUAUUACUCGAAAUUGAACUAAUGCUGACUCCAACUGGGACUUCAUACAUUUCUCAAGUAAUAGAUGUUGUUUUCAAUUAUAUCUCUCUAUUUACAAACAACAGUCCCAAGUUCACCAAACACUUGGCUAAAUCAAUGUCCCAAUUUAACGGUAUCUCCAUUUACAAUUUUCUUAAUGCUGGAGUAGAGUCGAAUUCUGCUUGGGAAGAGCGAUCUAUAAGCAAGAAUAUGUUACUUGAUAUCAGCUCAUUUGGAGCGUUCUUUGUCCAAGGAUUGCACAUUUAUGAUCGGGACACAAAAGGGUUUUGUGGUGGGUACUCAGAAAAUAACAACGCAAAAGAGUGGUGGAUCAAAGAAGCAGAAGCAUUUCAAUUAUUUGCAAAAGCUGUAUUAUAUUUAGGUAACUCGCUCGUCAGUUUCGUUGGCAAUGUUGCACAAGUAAAUUUAGAUUGGAUUAAACAAUUGCCCGAUAAUUACCAUACAGAAACAGAUUUUGAGUUUGAUUUCAAAAUUGGAAUGUUGAACCCCGAUGUUGUGAGUUUUGAUAGGAAAACAUAUAAUCUGGGAAUUGCACCUCCGAACAUGUUUGCAGAUGAUACGAUUAGCAAUCAAACAGCAUUACUUCACAAUGUAUUGCGCACAGUACAAAGCUCUGCUAACGCAGCUUUGGGUUAUUCCGUAAAAAAUAUAACUUUUUUGGAAAAGCCAAUUCUAUUCCAUCAUGACCAAGGGUGCCAAUUGUGGAUCAAAAAAGAGGUUGAUCCAUCUUUUAAAAACAAAGUCUUGGUCACACUGGAGCUCAUUAAUACAACAAUUGGAGCAAAACCUUCCCUGGUCAUUGCGUUGGAGAUUUUAGUUCAGCUAGUGAAGUUUAGAGUGAACGAGUACUUGUACCCAGCGUUUACCAUGAAUUAUUGUUACGAUUUAUUUCCAUCGUUUAAAGGAGACUCUGGUUUACUGUUGCACGUCAGUGGACCAAAAAACAAAUUUGAUGAGGUAUUGAAGGUUUUGAUAAAUGAACUCAAAUUAAUUUCAGAUUCAGUUGCAACAUGUGUCCCAAUGAAAGAGUUUGAAAAAGCAAGAAAUGCCGUGCUUCUGAAGUAUAAAAAUGCAGAAAGUAUGUCUUCAAUGGAAACUGCAUCUUUAGGCUUAAUGGCAAGCAUCGAGGAAAACACAUGGAUGCUAGAUCAAAGAGUUGAAUCUUGUGAAAAAAUGACGAUCGAAACUUUGUCAUCUGUAUUGCCCAGAAUAUUUUCUUCCUGCUAUCUAACAGCUUUUGUACAGGGAGAAAUCGAUGGACACCUGCUAAAAGACACAAUCCUUCCAAUUGUAACCAAACUUGUUCAGAAGUUUGAGGGAGAAGAGUAUCAGUUCCCUUCCUCUGUUAUGUUGCCACAAGGUUCCAAUUAUUUUGUUCAUUCAUUUACAAAGGAUCAUACAAAUUGUGUCAAUAUUUUUUUCCAAACAUCUUUGCGAGAUGAUAUUGUCAAACGGUCGCUAACAAAAUUUAUAACCUUCAUGAUGUCUGCAAGUUUAGUUGGUAAGAUCAGGACAGAAUAUCAGCUAGGUUACAUAGCAUUGGCAGGUUUAAAAUCGAUGAGAAAAACUUUGGGUAUUCAAAUUUUAGUUGUUAGUGGUAGCCACUCGGCGGAGACGCUGGAUUCAAAAGUAGAUAGUCUCAUCAUGGAAUGGUUUAAUCAAACUGUCAAGAAACUGAAGACUUUGCAACUAAAUGAUCUUAUUGACAAGUUCGUUACCUCAGAAAAGGCUUCAAACAGAUCUCUGGCAACAACAAGUGGACAGCAUAGUUUGUUUUUUGGUAUGCUUGGAAGUUCUGGCGGGGAUAAAAAAAUCAUAAAACAACAUAACAGCUACUGGGAGCAAAUUGAAAAUAAAUCCUAUGCUUUUUCAAAUAAUGAACAAGGGGAGGAUUCAAUUGAUUUAGAGAGUAUUCAGCAGCUUUCCGUUGAAAAAGUAGUUGACUUCAUCAAACUAGAAAUCCUUCCUAUCUCAGAAAAAAGAAGAAAGCUGUCUGUCCAAGUAGAUUCCAGAUGCUCGAAGGAAGAAAUUGAAAGUAAGUUCAAAACAAUUCAGCUAUACAUCUUCUUAUCGUCUAUGGGUUUGCCAAUUAAAAAAGAGCAUUUGGAUGAGAUUUUGAUUGAAUCUGGGGAUUCGCAAAUUGCCUUGGCAAAACUUUUGUACAAGUAUUUUAGAGGGAAAGGAAAAUCAAUGACCUUGAUAGUUGCAGUAAUGGCUAAAUUGUCAAAAUCUUUA
This is a messenger RNA of Pichia membranifaciens NRRL Y-2026, 3315 nucleotides long. RefSeq lists its product as hypothetical. The record is from RefSeq and is a predicted model, not a curated record. NCBI's taxonomy places the organism in Eukaryota, Fungi, Ascomycota, Pichiomycetes, Pichiales, Pichiaceae. Gene Ontology annotation, cellular component: mitochondrion; cytosol. The annotation marks the transcript as partial. The transcript has a single exon. Gene Ontology annotation, biological process: peptide catabolic process. Gene Ontology annotation, molecular function: metalloendopeptidase activity; metal ion binding.